CGAUGCCAUGAACGGUAAGAACGUUUGGGAAGUUAUUGAAGCUGGAAAGAAACAAAUGGGAUCAAUGGCUGUUGCAGCCGCUGCCCCAGCUGCCACUACUGCACAAACUGAAACUAAAGCUGAAGAAAAGAAAGAAGAGAAAAAAGAAGAAGAAGAAGAGGAAGACUUCGGUGGAUUUGGUGAUCUUUUCUAAACAAAGAGUUUAAGUUGUUAAAGUAUUUUUAUGUUCUCUUUUUUGAUGAGACUAACCUUGUAAACUACUAUUAUUUGUAUGAAUAAAAAAGGGUAUUUAAUAACCAAAAUAUUUUAAUAGUCAUGAGAUGAAUUACUUAUAACCACAAAAAUUGUUUUUUCUUUUCUUUAAGAAAGUCACUACCAUUAUAUUCCCAAAACAAGUACAAUAUUUGUUUAAACAUAUUGUUAGCUAUUCCCAUCAACCAAUUCUUUUCUUUUUAAAGAAAUUAAUUCAUGGCUAGAUAAAUAAUGGCUAAUACAUUCAUAACACAAUACUUAGUUAGUUUAAAUGUUUACAAUAAAUACUAUGACCAAACAAAACUAUAUACUUUUAACUAUAAUACAAUAUGAAUAUAAAUGUUUCAAUAAUCUCUUUUAAUAAUUAAAUAGAGUCUUUCUAAUUAAAGUUAAUUAAUUAAUUUAUUAGCUUGGUUUUUUUAUAUAAUUUUAUUAUUUAAUUGUGUAAAUUUU
Messenger RNA from Entamoeba histolytica HM-1:IMSS, 705 nucleotides. RefSeq lists its product as uncharacterized. The transcript has a single exon. Lineage: Eukaryota; Evosea; Mastigamoebida; Endamoebidae. The coding region runs from base 8 to 193 and encodes 61 amino acids. The record is from RefSeq and is a predicted model, not a curated record.